AUGGAACCAGAGAACAAUGUGACUUACUUUGUCCUCUUGGGCCUCACACAGAAUCCAAAGGAGCAGAAAGUUCUUUUUGUUAUGUUUUUGCUCUUCUACAUUUUGACCAUGGUGGGCAACAUGCUUAUUGUUGUGACUGUAACUUUUAGUAGGACCCUGGGCUCACCCAUGUACUUCUUUCUUGCCAGUCUAUCAUUUAUGGAUUCCAUUUAUUCUUCAGUCAUUUCCCCCAAAUUGAUUUCAGACUUGUUCUUUGGGGAAAAUACCCUAUCCUUCAGAUUUUGUAUGGCCCAGCUGUUUACAGAGCACUUUUUUGGUGGAUCAGAGGUCUUUCUUCUGUUGGUGAUGGCCUAUGACCGCUAUGUGGCCAUCUGUAAGCCCUCGCAUUAUUUGGUUAUCAUGAGGCAAUGGGUGUGUGUUGUAUUACUGGUAGUGUCCUGGGUUGGAGGUUUUCUUCACUCAGUAAUUCAACUUAGCACUAUUUACGGGCUCCCAUUUUGUGGGCCCAAUGUCAUUGAUCACUUUCUCUGUGACAUGUACCCCUUACUGAAACUUGUCUGUACUGACACCCGUGUCGUUGGCCUCUUAGUGGUGGCCAAUGGAGGACUGAUUUGCACUAUUGUGUUUCUGCUCUUACUCAUCUCUUAUGGUGUCGUCUUGCGCUCUCUAAAGAAUCUUAGUCAGGAAGGGAGGCGGAAAGCCCUCCAGACCUGUGGUUCCCACAUCACUGUGGUUGUCUUCUUCUUUGUUCCCUGUAUUUUCAUGUAUGCAAGACCUGCAGAGACCUUCCCCAUUGACAAAUCAUUGAGUGUGUUUUAUACAGUCAUAACCCCCAUGUUGAACCCAUUAAUCUACACUCUGAGAAAUUCUGAGAUGAAUAAUGCUAUGAAGAAGGUCUGGAGAAGAAAUUUCCUAGCUCAUAGUAAAUAA
This is a messenger RNA of Equus quagga, 930 nucleotides long. RefSeq names its product olfactory receptor 4A47. Gene Ontology annotation, biological process: G protein-coupled receptor signaling pathway. The record is from RefSeq and is a predicted model, not a curated record. The coding region runs from base 1 to 930 and encodes 309 amino acids. The transcript has a single exon. Gene Ontology annotation, molecular function: G protein-coupled receptor activity; olfactory receptor activity. Gene Ontology annotation, cellular component: membrane. Lineage: Eukaryota; Metazoa; Chordata; Mammalia; Perissodactyla; Equidae.